Molecule: messenger RNA, 772 nt
Organism: Thermothelomyces thermophilus ATCC 42464
Lineage: Eukaryota; Fungi; Ascomycota; Sordariomycetes; Sordariales; Chaetomiaceae
Exons: 3
Coding region: 254-646 (130 amino acids)
Biological process (GO): succinate metabolic process; mitochondrial respiratory chain complex II assembly
Cellular component (GO): mitochondrial intermembrane space; mitochondrion
Source: RefSeq, a predicted model, not a curated record
GCCAAAGGCAAACCACCUCGGUCACUAAACAUUGCUACCAAUCUGAGGCUCACUCUCGGGCCAGGCAGUACACCCGACACCCGACACCCGACACUGAGCCCGUCUUUCUACGGCAAGACCGUAAGAAACUACCUCGUGUUCUGAAAGGGCUGUAUUUCAACGGGAAGAGAGGAAGUAGCAAGAAACCAAAAAGACAACAGAAAGAGAGUCUCUCUCUCUCUCAUCUCACUCACUCACACACUCUCCUCACAUCAUGAAGCCCUCACUCCGCCUCCUGGCAUCAGCGGCACAGACAGGCAAGGGCUUGUCUCCCGGCCCCAUGGCUCUCCUCCCACCAAUAUAUCUCUACCGGCGUCUGCUCCGGGCGCACAGGAAGCACCUGCCCCCCGAGAUGCGGCUGCUGGGUGACGAGUACGUCAAGGCCGAGUUCAGGGCGCAUCGCAAUGUCGAGAACCCCGUGCAUCUGAUCGGGUUUCUCAGCGAGUGGCAGCUCUAUGCCCAAAAGAUCGAGGGAGACGCAUGGAAAGGGGAGAAGCUCGACCAGGGCAAAAUUGAAAAGAUGAGCGAUGAGCAGCUCGGUCAGCUGUAUGAGCUGAUGAAGGCUAUCCAGAAGCGCGGGACUGAAGAAGGUGAAACCGACUCCUGACCAGAGAAGGACGAGGUGAGAUGACACGACAAGGGGUAUCAAUCUAUUUUUUUUGUUCUCCCACCUUACCGUUAUCCGCCUCAACUAGCCAUAUCAUCCGUUUUCUAAUAUACCUCAUCCGAAAGA